CCAGCAUGCGUCGUGUCGGCAAAUAAAGGCUCACUUUUCGUCCUAGAGCAGCCUGUCGUCUUCCGAAACAGCGCGGAGGCAGGCGGAGGCGAAGAAAACCGCUCCUCGGGUGCCCCCCAGCCUGACUGACGUGCACACAACCAGGCAGAAGGUAGAAGCGCCUUCCAACGCCCAGAAGGCAGCGAAAGUGAGCGAAGCCUUCGUCGACAUCCCGGAGUGACGCGAAGCAGGCAUGGCUUCUACAGCAACCGUGACAGCGGACGACAACAGCAUGGCCCCCGAACCGUUCCUGACGCGGGAUCCCCGCACCAUGGACUGGGCACUGGCGGGCAACAAGCAGUUCCUCAUCACCCUGUUCGUCGCGUACGUCUACAUCGUCAAGGUGGGUGGGCCCCGGUUCAUGAAGGGCCGCAAGCCGUACGACGGCAUCAAGCCGCUCAUCAUCGUCUACAACGCUGCCAUGGUACUGCUCAACUGCUACUUCGUGGUCGCCUUCCUCUCCAAGUCGUACCUGGGCGGCGGCUACAACCUUCUCUGCCAGGGCAUCAAUUACGAGGCCCGUGACGAGGUAACCAUGAGCAUGCUCACCCUCUGCUGGUGGUACCUGAUGGUGAGGAUUGCCGACUUCCUGGACACCAUCUUCUUCGUGCUGCGCAAGAAGGACUCGCACAUCUCAUUCCUGCACGUCGUGCACCACAUCCUGGUCGUCUUCAACGGCUGGUUCGGACUCGCCUACGGUCCCGACGGUCAGGUCGCGCUCGGCGUCAUCCUCAACAGCUUCGUGCACGUGGUCAUGUACAGCUACUAUUUCCUCUCGCUGCUCGGCCCGUCCGUGCAGAAGCAUCUGUGGUGGAAGCGCUACCUCACGCAAUUCCAGCUCGUCCAGUUCGUCAUGAUCUUCCUGCACACGCUGAUGCCGUUCUUCAUCAGCUGCGGCUACCCUAGGCCGCACACGUACAUCAUGCUGUCCGAAGCCGUCUUCUUCUUCGCCAUGUUCGUACGCUUCUACCUGAAGGCCUACAGUGACAAGAAGGGUCCCAGCAUAAAGGGCGAAGCCGUCAAGAACAAAGCCCACUGAGAACUUCGACAGUCUAUUAAGGUUUACUUUGAAGAGAGUAGCGUGCACAGAGGCCCACCUACAGAGUGAUACGAAGGAAGUGGUAACGCUCCGCUCUAUUGUGUUUUACAAACUCACCUCUCGAUCCUGUGAUAUAGGGAAAAGACUGAAGCACUGUUUUGCAACCAUCUGUGUCAUAUAUGUCACUCUCAUUUUAUUUUAUUUUAUUUUUCAACGAGCAAAUUGUGAGUCGUAUACGUUAUUCGUAUAUUCACGUUACCGGAGGUCACCAAGCGGCGGCACUAAGCACCCGCUGGCUCCCAGCAGCUGUCGAGUGAAAUAAGCGAUCCAGGUCCAUCUGUAACCUGUCACGAAUAACUUCGCAUAUGGUGGCGUUUCGAAAUCGUCGUCAUGCUCGUGUUAUAUGAAGUUACCUGGAUGUAAGUUCGAAAUCUAAACGUCCGGAAUCGAAGCGGCAACCGUUUCGCACAAUGACUCUACUAGAACGCGUGUUUCCUAUCGCAUGUAUAUUCAAAACAUUGCUAAACAACAAACAGUUUCGAGGCCAAUCGGAUACGAACAGAUGCCUUGAUUUCAUGUCGCUGUCAGCAGAAAACGCAAGGUUUUUAUGAAACACUAUUCGCAUUCUCGCAAAGCUACGUCACAAGGGCGUCGUCCUCCACUUCGAUGAACAUCGUUUCAGCGAAGAUGGUAUACCAAGAUAUAGUAGCGAUAAGUUGUACAUAGAAAUGUUGAGUCAAUUCCGAAUGCCACUAUAUUUAUUGUUGGCUGUUAACGUUUUUUUUUUUUAUAUAUGACGCGGCCGUCCUUUCAAUGGCUUUGUGACGUUUUUGUCUUUUGUUAUUGCGUGUUGCAAAUGUCCUCAAUUGCACUGGUCAUUUCGUGUUGUAAAUAAAGUAUUUUUGCCGUUAC
This is a messenger RNA of Rhipicephalus sanguineus (brown dog tick), 1990 nucleotides long. RefSeq names its product elongation of very long chain fatty acids protein AAEL008004. Bases 233 to 1078 code for a protein of 281 amino acids. NCBI's taxonomy places the organism in Eukaryota, Metazoa, Arthropoda, Arachnida, Ixodida, Ixodidae. Gene Ontology annotation, biological process: sphingolipid biosynthetic process; very long-chain fatty acid biosynthetic process; fatty acid elongation, monounsaturated fatty acid. Gene Ontology annotation, molecular function: fatty acid elongase activity. The record is from RefSeq and is a predicted model, not a curated record. Gene Ontology annotation, cellular component: endoplasmic reticulum membrane. The transcript has a single exon.